UUCAUUAGGCUCCUGCAGACAGUUUGAAAGCAGCUGGAGAAAACGAAAUAGCAUUGCCCUUAGUUACUGGGAAAUUUUAAAAUCUGCAAUAAAGUCAAUCCUCACAGAAAACCUGUUGAGUAAAAUGCAAUCUCAGCAGAAAAACCAAUCCAUUCGACCUUUCAAGCAACGGAAAAGCUUAGCCACCAGAAAAGAGGAAGUUGCUGGAUUCCGGGCAAAGUUCCCAAGCAAGAUACCGGUGAUAGUUGAACGCUAUCAGAAGGAGAAAUAUCUUCCCCCGCUGGACAAAACCAAAUUCCUCGUUCCCCAGGAGCUGACCAUGACUCAGUUUCUAACUAUCAUUAGGAGUCGCAUGGUUCUGACAGCCACUGAAGCUUUUUAUCUUCUGGUGAACAACAAGAGUUUAACAAGUAUGAGUGUGACUAUGGCAGAGAUCUACAGGGAUUACAAGGAUGAAGAUGGUUUUGUAUAUAUAACAUAUGCCUCCCAGGAGAUGUUUGGCUGCCCAUUGCUCAUGGCCAAUCCUGAGCUGCAGCAUAGCUUUGGCCCAGGGUCCUUCACACACCUUCAGCCCACAUCUGGUUAGGAGGUAAUUGUCCUUUAUAUAAUUCAGCAAACUCUGACAAGUGGGAUUGGUUUUCUCCAGUGAAAAACAGGAUGGGCUGCAGUAAACUGAAUAGAACCAAUGAACAAAAUCCAGGCAUCUGUCUGCUUUUGGUCAUUGAAAGUAUAAAGCCCUUAGAAAACAUUCAGAAUGGGAGUGGGUUACUUCAUAUAGUGCCUUCAUAUAAUCAGUCUUAUUGAAGAAAAGAAGACUGAAAGUUGAAAUUAUGUUUAAAUAUAAAACACUUCUACCGAGUCCCAGAGUAAGGAAUUCAAUGGAGGCAUCAUCUGUCUUGCAUCCCACUUUGAGGAAAAGACUAUACUUAAUCUUCUGAGUCUGUAGAGAAUCACUAUUCUACAAGUUAUCCCUGCUUGGUUAAAAAAAAAAAAAAAGUCCCAUAUAGCUCAGGAAAUCCUGUUUAAAACAUAUCUGCAAAAUCUGCCUUUAUUAAAAUUUCUGCUGCUUUGUAUUGGACCCCAGGUGUAGUCCCAAAUCCAUAACUAUUCAACUUUCAAAACCAUUUUUAAAAAAUCCUCCAAAUACCAAAUCUGUACUACUUCUGUGUAAUCCCUGACCACAGCUUUAAAUACUAGUUUGCCUCCUCUCAUCAGUACCUCCAAGACAUUUCACUUGAAUUUCAAUUGAAUUGUCGAAUCAGCGCUUAUAAUGGCUUUAUCUCCUGAAACAUCUCUAUAAUUUUAAAUUUCUUGCUUGAAUUGUUUGAGAACUUUCCAAAUAAAUCACUGGUAGUGUUAGCAAGACAAGCCCCGGUACUUUUUUUUUUUUUUUUUUGGUUUUGGAGGGGGGUGAAGGAGGAGGACAAGGUUGACAGUGGCUUUGAUGUUAUUUGUUGACUGUUUCAGGAAAGGACAUUUUUUGAGAGUGAGUUUCCUGUAGAAUAUCCAUCGUUGGACAAUUUAGAGAUUUCUGAUGAGUCCAUCAAUUAUAACAUUAAAUUAAUACUACAAUUUCCAAAUGUAAAUAUACCUUGGCCACAUUUUAAAGCUCAUUUAAUGCUAUUUUUUCUACCCCAGCUUCAUCUUACACUGACCUGUUCUUACUCACAGAAUCUCCAUGUUAGAAGGGACUUCAGAGAUCUAAUAGGGAAGCCGAGACCCUUCUUACAGUGUUGUUGAUAACUGAAUUUUCAGGAGACUCAUGAAAACUUCUAAUGAGAUGGUAACUCACUACCUGAAACCCAUUUUGGACAACAUUAAUUAUGUCCAUGAUUUUCUUUAUAUUGUGUCAUUGUAAAAAAUUGGAGAGAGAAUUCCUGGGUAAUUUAGUCAUUUUAUUAAUGAUGCCAGAAUUUUAAUAAAAGGAUGACCAUUUGGCCAUCUGUCUCUUAGACCAAA
Sarcophilus harrisii (Tasmanian devil) is the source of this 1959-nucleotide messenger RNA. RefSeq names its product microtubule associated protein 1 light chain 3 gamma (gene MAP1LC3C). The transcript has 4 exons. Gene Ontology annotation, biological process: cellular response to nitrogen starvation; macroautophagy; autophagosome assembly. The record is from RefSeq and is a predicted model, not a curated record. The coding region runs from base 125 to 586 and encodes 153 amino acids. Gene Ontology annotation, cellular component: autophagosome membrane; cytosol; autophagosome. Gene Ontology annotation, molecular function: ubiquitin protein ligase binding. Lineage: Eukaryota; Metazoa; Chordata; Mammalia; Dasyuromorphia; Dasyuridae.